AAUCCUGUAUCGUAUCUUUCCCUCCCUAUAAAUUGAGUAUGAAAUCAUAAUAAUGUUCAUAUCACCCCAUUCAACAUAUAUACAUACACACAUAUAACCUUAGCCUUUCAAAAAUCAUAUAUAUAUAUAGUAUAUAGCAAUUUAAGAAUAGAAUGGAAAGAGUGAAUGAAUUAGCAAAGUCAAAGGCAGCAGUUAUAUUUGCAAAGAGCACAGAUUGUAUGUGUCAUAGUAUAAAGACACUAUUCUAUGACUUGGGUGCAAGUCCUGCAGUUUAUGAGCUUGAUAGUGAUCCGAGUGGCCGUGAACUCGAGUGUGCGUUGCAGAAGUUAGGGUGUAAGCCUACUGUCCCUGCUGUGUUUAUAGGAGGCCGCUUUGUUGGCUCAGCUAAGGAUGUUCUUGCUGCUCAUCUUACUGGCUCCCUCAAAGAAAUGCUUAUUGCUGCUAAGGCUAUCUGGUUCUAGCAAUAUAUAUCCAUCAAAUUGUUUGGAUAUUCACAGAGAAUAUUGCAGAGUACCUCUACUAAGUGUUUAUUUUUUCCGACUUUUUGUUUGUUUAUGUAAUUUGGUUUUAAAGGUGGGUGAGAUCGAAGAUCUCCGACCUUCUAAAAAGUAUAGUAGGUGCAGCUACCAUUGUUCUAAGGGCUUUUCUUUUUGUAAGCUCCUCAUGAUUGCGUUCCCAAACAAUAAUCGGGUACAGUUUAUCUUUUCACAUUUACCAA
This is a messenger RNA of Spinacia oleracea (spinach), 718 nucleotides long. RefSeq names its product glutaredoxin-C11-like. Bases 153 to 461 code for a protein of 102 amino acids. Lineage: Eukaryota; Viridiplantae; Streptophyta; Magnoliopsida; Caryophyllales; Amaranthaceae. The record is from RefSeq and is a predicted model, not a curated record. The transcript has a single exon.